Molecule: messenger RNA, 1862 nt
Organism: Octopus sinensis (East Asian common octopus)
Lineage: Eukaryota; Metazoa; Mollusca; Cephalopoda; Octopoda; Octopodidae
Product: thioredoxin-like protein 4A
Exons: 2
Coding region: 99-527 (142 amino acids)
Biological process (GO): mRNA splicing, via spliceosome
Cellular component (GO): U5 snRNP; U4/U6 x U5 tri-snRNP complex; spliceosomal complex
Source: RefSeq, a predicted model, not a curated record
GUAACGAUUAUAGCGACUUCCGGUUGUAGUGUCAUGUUCUUGAUUGAAAAGUGUUCUAUGUCAGCUUUCAAGAAGUAAAACAAAAUAAUCCAGCCAGAAUGUCGUAUAUGUUACCUCAUCUCCACAAUGGCUGGCAAGUGGACCAGGCCAUUCUCUCAGAGGAAGAUCGUGUUGUUGUCAUCCGGUUUGGUCAUGACUGGGAUCCCACCUGCAUGGUUAUGGAUGAAGUACUUUAUAAAUGUGCUGAAAAAAUCAAAAACUUUGUUGUAAUCUAUCUUGUAGACAUUACUGAAGUUCCUGACUUCAACAAGAUGUAUGAGUUAUACGACCCCUGCACGGUCAUGUUUUUCUAUCGUAAUAAGCAUAUCAUGAUUGAUUUAGGGACUGGUAACAACAAUAAGAUAAACUGGGCCUUAGAAGAUUGUCAGGAAUUCAUUGAUAUUGUUGAGACUGUGUAUCGAGGGGCAAGAAAGGGACGUGGUCUUGUUGUCUCACCAAAGGAUUAUUCUACUAAAUACCGUUAUUAAAACAUUUUUUAAUUAACUGAUGAAAGAGAAGUAAUUCCUUGGUGUGUCUGGAACAAGAAUCCCUUUCCAUCUUGUCCUCAUUCAUUUGACUGUUCUCUCAGCUGGGUUUAACAUUAAUUGGACAUGAAACAUUGCAGGUGGUUUCUUUAUUUUUUUCUUUCACAAAUUUACCUCUAUUUCUAUUUUAUUCCAUUAUAGCAUCAAGUUAUCAGUAUUCUUAUGAGUUUCAUCAGGUCUUCAAAUGACCUGAUUACUUAAAAAAAGUCAACUAAUUGGUACUGAUAGACAUAUUUUUUUAAUGGGUUGUAUCUAUUAUUUCAAGAUAGCAGGGGUGAGAUACGUUUUAUGAAAUUGUAUAUUAUUAAAGCAAAUACUUUUACAGCUGAAUGUUACAAUUUUCUUUUAUGGCUUAUUGAUGAAGUAAUUUAAAGUUUAUGUUCUAUGAACUUCAUUUUGUGUAUCUUUGUCCUGCACUGAGUUUGAGUUUAUUCAUCCAACAACACUCUUCAGACAGUCAUUUCUAGGCUCAACUCAAAUUUUUUUUUUUUUCUAAUGCAGUGUUUCAAUGUUCUUAUCACUCUACCAUGUCACUUAUCCUGUUUUAUACAUACAAAUGUGUGUAUAUAUAUAUAUAUACAUAUUCUUACAUACAUACAUAUAUAUAUAUAUGGCUGAAAACAGGUACAAGACCAUACUUGAAUGAUUAGCAAUAAGAAAGGACUCAACUAUUAUUGUCUGAAUAUUAGACUCCUUUUUCAUGUGAUGUCUUAUUCUUCAUUUCUUAGUUUCUUCCUUAGCAGGACAUCACAUGAAAAAGGUGUUUAAUAACCAGACAAGGAUAGUUGUGUCCUUUCUUAUUACUAAUCAUUCAAGUAUGUUUUUGUACUUGUCCUCAGCCAAGCUGAAUGAGUCAAAAAACGCUUUGUGCCCUAUCUAGGGUUACAACAUAAUAUAUAACAAUGUGACCUCAAAGCUACUAUUCCAGCAACUAAUUAUUAUUUAUUUGGUGGAUUCUAGUUUUAUACUAGGUGUACUUUGAUGUUAUAUGUGUCUACAUUUGAUAAUUGAAAUGGAUGCAAAAUUCUGAUCAGUCACUUUUUGGUUUGAAAUGUCUUAAGGAAUUGCAUUGAAUAUUAGCUUUGAUGAUCAAAGGUUGCUAUAGCUAUAAUAGUGUUAUGGAUGUGCACUCAGUUAUGGUUGAGUGGUCAAUUGCAGAAAGAAGAAUCCUUUACAAAGGCUGAAAAGAAGCUAUCGUUCCAACAAUGAAAAUGUUCAAAUGUACUAAAACAAGUCUGUCUAUAAAUGAAAUAAAUUGUAAAAUAAUGCUCGUCUGAA